AUGCAAAGAGUAACUACUACCCGACAAGCUUUCGAAGCUCGUUUAGAACUUGACAACUCUGGUGAUACAUCACUUGAACAAAUCAAAUUAGACAUUUUAAUUACAGAUGGUACGAACAAACUGAACACAACCGAUCGUUUUAGUGUUGGAAAACCAUUAUUUAGUGGUGCAUUGAUAAACGAUUCACAAGGAUAUGGCUCUUUAGAACCAUCGCAAUCAGGCAGUAUUACUUGGUUAAUUAUACCCUACGCAUCUGCGGCAUAUAAUCAAACAACUACUUACUGGAUAGGUGGUCAUUUUUCAUAUGUUAUUGAUGGACAACACAUUAACAUAAAGUUAAUACCUGAUAGUAUUGAAGUUGAACCUGAAGCUUUACUUGAUAUUGCCUAUUUUCUUGAGAAAUAUGUUACUGGACCUGAUCCUCUGUCAACAGAUUCGUUUGUUCAAGAACCGCAACCAUUUACUCUUGGCAUGAUUGUAACAAAUAGUGGAUUCGGACUGAUAAAACAUUUUCGUAUCGCAUCUUCUCAGCCUGAAAUUAUUGAAAAUGAAAAAGGUCUUCUAAUUAAUUUCCAAAUCGUUUCUAUGCAUAUCAAUAAUGAAAUAUCUACAAAUCCAUCGUUACAGGCAAAUAUUGGCGAUGUCAAACCGAAUUUGAGUGUAAACAUUCGUUGGACAAUGUUAGCAUCUCUUGCAGGAAAAUUUAUAAGUUUCAAUGCUUCAUUUACUGAAACAAAUCCAAAUGGUGAUUCAAAAUUAUCUCUUAUCAAUUCAUUCACUACACACACACUCAUUCGUCUUGUCUCAUUGAAUAUACUUAAUGAAAUUCUGAAUGAUGAUCUGAUUGAUUUUCUUGUUAUGGAAAAUGCCAAUGUACAAACAAUACCUGACACAGUAAUAAGUAGUACAAAUGCAACAUUAGCAUUUCCAGUCUAUCACAUUCUAAAUAUUAGUGUGAUAAUCAUCAACCAAUAUACCAUUAUUAUAUUGGCAACACCAACUAUCGUUGUUCCAAAUUCUGCAUAUGUAUAUAUACGUACAGAAAAUAUUUGGCCAAUGAGAACAAUUCGAUCGUCUCACCGACUUAUUCAAGACCAAGAUAUUCUAGUUAAUACAUGGACUACUCGUCGAGUUGUGCAUCUACUUGAUGGCGAUCGAUAUGAUGACUAUUUACAUAUAUUUGAUCGUUGGACAAAUCAGCAGUCUGUCCAAUAUGAAAUUACGUUCGAUACUGAUACAACGAUAUUUUCUACAAUGCUCACCGAAAUGACAGAGACUUCUACUUCAUCGCAGACUAUGUUGUCGACUACAUCGUCAUCAAAAAUGGAAAAUAUAUCGAGAACUACUGAUGAAAAUCACACGACAUAUUUUACCCAAUCACAGUCAACAGCAGUUCCUGUAAGUAUAACAUUUACCGAUACCAUCUCGUCAAAUCAUUCAACAUCCUCUUCAUAUAUUACAACGUCGACAGAAACAAAUGACUCAUCAACAUCAUUUACCAGUUCGCCAAUAUCCAUUCUCGAAACAUCUACAGUCUCAUCUAAUGAUACUACAGCGACUGUAUCUAUCGAAAAUACUUCAACAACAUCUGGUUUGAAUUAUUCGACCAUUUUUAAUGAAAAUGUUACAACAGACAACAAUUUAACGAGUACUUCGGUGGUAACUAUUUCAACUUAUCCUUCGUCGACAUAUCUUAAGAGUACAUUUUUGACAUCGAAUUUAUUGACAACAACAGUCGCGCA
This is a messenger RNA of Adineta ricciae, 1742 nucleotides long. Lineage: Eukaryota; Metazoa; Rotifera; Eurotatoria; Adinetida; Adinetidae. The record is from the annotation of a GenBank genome assembly.